AUGCCAGGUCCGUCAAGCAUCAAACUCCAGGGCUGGCCCCAGGACGUGGGCAUCAUUGCCUUGGAGAUUUACUUUCCAUCACAGUAUGUCGACCAGACACAGCUGGAAGCAUUUGAUGGGGUGUCUGCGGGAAAGUACACAAUCGGACUCGGCCAGAACAAAAUGGGCUUCUGUUCUGACAGAGAGGACAUCAACUCCCUGUGUCUGACCGUUGUUCAGAGGCUCAUGGAAAAGAAUGAUCUCAGCUACCGAGAUAUCGGGCGCUUGGAAGUCGGCACUGAGACAAUCAUAGACAAAUCCAAAAGCACCAAAAGUGUGCUGAUGCAGCUGUUUGAGGAGAGUGGUAACACAGAUAUAGAAGGAGUGGACACCACAAAUGCUUGCUAUGGAGGGACUGCAGCUCUCUUUAAUGCAAUCAACUGGGUGGAGUCCACUUCUUGGGACGGUCGAUAUGCAUUGGUUGUUGCCGGCGAUAUUGCUGUGUAUGCCAGUGGCAACGCCAGGUGUACAGGAGGUGCUGGAGCAGUGGCCAUGUUGGUGGGACCAGAGGCUCCGUUAGUGGUGGACAGAGGUGUACGAAGCAGUCACAUGCAACAUGCAUAUGACUUCUAUAAACCAGACAUGGCCUCCGAGUACCCAGUAGUUGACGGAAAGCUGAGCAUCCAGUGUUACCUGCACGCUCUGGACAUGUGCUAUGAAAGAUACACCACAAAGGCUAUUGCUGCAGGAUUGAGAAGUAAUAGUACUCUGGAUCUAGGAGAUGCCUUCAUUUUCCACUCUCCGUACUGUAAACUUGUGCAGAAGUCCUUUGCUCGCUUGCUGCUCAAUGAUUUUCUCAGGGACAAAAACCCUGACUUCACUGGCAGAUACGCUUCAUUGGAGGCUUUUAGGGAUGUGAAGCUGGAAGAGACCUACUUCGACAGGUCUGUCGAGAAUGCAGUGAUGACCGCUAGUCAGUCGUUAUUUGACGUCAAGACAAAACCAACCUUACUGGUGGCCAACCAGGUCGGCAACAUGUAUACUCCGUCCUUGUAUGGGGGCUUGUGCAGCUUCGUCAGUGGGCACACAACAGAUUCUAUUUUAGGAAAGAGAGUGGUGCUGUUUUCCUAUGGCUCUGGGCUGGCAUCCUCCAUGUUCUCACUCAAGUUCUCAGACAGUCUCACAGUACGAAGUUCCCUGGAUCGUCUGGUCAGCAGCCUGUCAAAUCUCAAAGAGAGACUGGACAGUCGACAGUGUGUGCCUCCAGAAGAUUUUGAUAAGAUCAUGAAGUUGCGUGAGCAAACACAUCAUUUAGCUCCCUACAAACCUGUGGGCUCCGUGUCUGUGUUGUUUCCUGGCACCUUCUACCUGACCGAUGUGGACAGCAUGCACCGCAGGAAGUACACUUGUUCUUACUUUCCUUCUGGCGGUGAAGGGGCGGAUGUAAUCAUGUCCGAGACGAAACAUGCAAGUAUAGCCAGCGAAGUGUCUCAAGUGAUAGCCAGUGACAAGUAG
This is a messenger RNA of Candidula unifasciata, 1494 nucleotides long. Lineage: Eukaryota; Metazoa; Mollusca; Gastropoda; Stylommatophora; Geomitridae. The record is from the annotation of a GenBank genome assembly.